Messenger RNA from Chenopodium quinoa (quinoa), 1815 nucleotides. RefSeq names its product alpha-mannosidase D-like. The record is from RefSeq and is a predicted model, not a curated record. The transcript has a single exon. Bases 684 to 1436 code for a protein of 250 amino acids. Lineage: Eukaryota; Viridiplantae; Streptophyta; Magnoliopsida; Caryophyllales; Amaranthaceae.
AUGUAAUUUAUACUUGGUAUAUUGUGUUGAAUUAUUGACCAACACAAUAAAAGAAUGUGUCGACUAAUUAAAUAAAGGAAAUUUUAUUUUAUUACUUAAAAAUCACAAAAAAAAAAAUGAAUAAAUAAAAAAUCGAAUACAAGUAUGAAUUGUGCUAAAGUUUAAUCGUGUUUUUCUUAGGAAAUGUUGAUACCUUCAAAUUAAAAUUUUAAAAAAUAAUUAGAAAUAGAUUUAUCACCUGGAAAAUGACCUAAAAGUUAGUUGGGAGGUUAGUUUUCUUUCAACCUUUGCCUCUCUAAGAAGAGAAACCCUUUUGAAGUAUUCUCAAUUCUCAUAUAAUGAUUCACCAUUAUUCCAAUCCUCUUCUUCCACCCCACUACUUUUAUUUAUUUUCUCUCUCCUCAACCAAUUAAGUUUACCAAAAAUGUUUUAAAGUUUGAUGGAGCAGUUGAACCUUCCUCAUUUUUCUUUCUUGUAUACUUUACCAUAAAAGAAUUAUUAUUAUUAUUCAUCACUUGUUCUUCAAUCUUUUCCACAAUUUCAAAAAAACCAACUUUAACAAUUAACACACUUAUUUCUUUUGACUUCAUGUUAAAACAAUCUUUACAAUUUCACCCCCCUUUUUAAGCCAUUUAAUUUGACCUCUUUCAAAAAAAAAAAAAAAAGCUUACACAAACAAAACAAUGAUGGCAGUGAACAUGAUAACAGGCGGGGAUUCGAGCAGCGCUUGCUCGAGCCCCCGGAUAUCGUUUUCUCACGACUUAUCGGAAACAAAUUUAACCCAAACCCAACAAGAAAUUGAUGUUGCUAGACUAGAUAUGUCACUCUUAUCAGCAAACCAAAACUCUGAAGAUUUCGACUUCUGUGUUACAGCAGCUUUUUCUGAGACUGAUAAUUCUCCUGCUGAUGAACUGUUUUUUAAUGGUGUGAUCAUCCCUAUUCAGAUGAAAGAAAAACUCAACUCUAUCAACAAAGACGAGGAGAUAACCUCGACGACAACUGCAACUUUGGUACGCCAAGAAAAGACUCAAUCAAAGUCUUUUUGGAGGUUCAACAGAAGCAGCAGUUUAAACUGUGAGAAUUUCAGUAAUAAGAGGAGUUCCUCUGUUUGGUCACUGCCUCUUCUUUUGAGAAGCAAAUCAACCGGAUCAUCGUCUCAUGAUAUUGUUAAACAAACUCAAAAAAACCCGGGCUCCAAUAAUGGUAAGACCAUGAAUAACAAUAACAAUCAGAAUCUGAAAUUUUCUUCGACCUCCUGUCAGAAGCCUCCAUUGAAGAACAGUGGUUCAGGAGGUAGUGGAUCACAUGGUAAUGGUGUUAGAAAUUGUGCUUCUUUGAACGUUCCACCGCCGUAUAUUACUAAAGGUACAUCAGAUCUUUUGGGUUUUGGUUCUUUCUUUCGGAAUGGUUCUAGAGAAAAGAAGAGCAAGAAAUGAGCAGAGUUUUUUUUUUUUUUUUUUUUUUUUUUUUUUUUUUUUUUUUUUUUUUUUUUUUUCUUUUCUGAAUGUCAUUUCUUGUUUAUUGUACAGUAAGUACUGGUUAUAGUCUUUUUAUGUAAUCGCGGUGUUACUAAUCUUGUUCUUUUGUUAAAAACAGGAUUCUUCAAUACUGUAAUGUUAUAUAGGAUGUCCAUGAAGGGACAUUAGAUGAUAGUAUUAUAUUGUUGGGUUGAAUGGAACCAUUUGUUUAAGUUACAACGACAAAGGUUAGGGGAUUCUUCUCUCAAGAGUUGAGAGAACCCUAUUGCCUUAUUUAUUUUUACAUGAACAUGUAAUGAAACAUGUCAAGAAUCAUCAUCAAUAUUGAUUUGGCGAA